CUUUGUUUUUCUUUUUAUAUAUAUAUAAAAUAUAUUUUUAUCCUCUCCUGGGUGAAACAAGCCCAUUGGAUCAUUUAACAAGAAAGGAAUUAGAGAGAGAGGUAGAGAGAGAGAGAGAGAUGUGAUUUGAUUCCCUCUCUCUCUCUCUUUCUCUCUCUAGCCUUCCCCAGUCUCUCCCUCCUCAAACCCUCCUCCUCUUCUUCUUCUUCUUCUUCUUCUUCUUCUUCUUCUUCUUGGAUCUCCAUUUUUCAAAUCUCAACCCCAAACAAAUCCUUCAAAAAGAAAAAGAAAAAAAGGGAAAAAAAACUCCUUUUUCCUCCUCCUCUACUUCUUCUCCCUCCCUUAGUAGUAAGUAAAGUAACUCCAUUAUUCUAAAACCCCUCCAUGUUUCUCAUUAUAUAAAUCCCCAAACCCUCCCCCCCCAAUUUCACCAUCCCCCCACAAAUCCCCUAUUAAUUACCACCACAAUGCCUCACCCUCCUCUUCUCCUCCUCCUCUUCACCCACAUUGUCCUCCUCUCCCUCCCCCUCUCCUCCUCCUCCUCCUCCCCUCUCCCCAAUUCCUCCCUCCUCCUCCGCCCCGUCUCCGACCCCGAAUCCGUCGUCCGCGACUUCCAAAGGCAGCUGGAGCGGUCGCGGCGGCGGGCGCUGGCGGAGGCGUCGUGCUUCACGGGCAACCCGAUCGACGACUGCUGGCGGUGCUCGGGCGUGGACUGGCAGUCGGACCGGCAGCGGCUGGCGGACUGCGGCAUCGGGUUCGGGCGCGGCGCCCUCGGCGGGAAGGGCGGCCCGCUCUACGUCGUCACCGACUCCUCCGACCUCGACCCCGUCAACCCCACCCCCGGCACCCUCCGCCACGCCGCCAUCCAGGAGGGCCCCCUCUGGAUCGUCUUCGCCGCCGACAUGACCAUCCACCUCAACGAGGAGCUCCUCGUCAACAGCUUCAAGACCCUCGACGGCCGCGGCGCCGACGUCCACGUCGCCGGCGGCGCCUGCAUCACCCUCCAGUACGUCUCCCACGUAAUCAUUCACAACAUCCACGUCCACGACUGCGUCCCCGCGGGCGACGCCAACGUGCGCUCCUCGCCGACGCACUACGGCUGGCGCACGCGCUCCGACGGCGACGGCAUCUCGCUGUACAGCGCCGCGAACGUCUGGGUCGACCACUGCUCGCUGUCGAACUGCGCGGACGGGCUGGUGGACGCGAUCAUGGGGUCGACGGCGAUCACGGUGUCGAAUUGCUACUUCGCGCGGCACAACGAGGUGAUGCUGCUGGGGCACAACGACGAGUACCUGCCGGAUUCGGGGAUGCAGGUGACCAUCGCCUUCAACCACUUCGGCGAGCAGCUGGUGCAGCGGAUGCCGCGGUGCCGCCGCGGGUACUUCCACAUCGUCAACAACGACUACACGCGCUGGGAGAUGUACGCCAUCGGAGGCAGCGCCAACCCCACCAUCAAUAGCCAGGGCAACCGCUACAUCGCCCCCGCCGACCCCAACGCCAAAGAGGUGACGAAGAGGGUGGACACGGAGGAGAGCGCGUGGACCGGGUGGAACUGGAGGACGGAGGGGGACAUGAUGGUGAACGGCGCCUUCUUCGUGCCGUCCGGCGAGGGCCUGGAGGCCAUCUACGCCAAGGCGUCCAGCCUCGACCCCAAGUCCGCCGCCCUCAUCGACCAGCUCACCCAAAACGCCGGCGUCCUCGGCUCCCCUAG
Ananas comosus (pineapple) is the source of this 1711-nucleotide messenger RNA. RefSeq names its product probable pectate lyase 5. Gene Ontology annotation, molecular function: pectate lyase activity. The record is from RefSeq and is a predicted model, not a curated record. Lineage: Eukaryota; Viridiplantae; Streptophyta; Magnoliopsida; Poales; Bromeliaceae.